UCUUUGGAAUUUAAGCUUGUGUUUCCAGAAGUUGCGAGAUGCAGGUGUGAUUGUUAAAUUAGUACUAAAGUCUGAGUGAAGUCAGUAGUUUAGCGAAAAUAAUUUUUGAAGGAGUUUCGUUGUUUGCUGUACAGACUGUGAUAUAGAUUGUGUCACCAUCUAAUUCUUAAUUUUCGAGGACCCUCUCAGCGUCUACCGGUCACUCGAAAUGGCUAAGUGGGGUGAAGGUGAUCCCCGAUGGAUUGUUGAAGAACGACCAGAUGCAACAAAUGUCAACAACUGGCAUUGGACAGAAAAGAAUGCCUGCCAGUGGUCUGUUGAUAAACUCAAAGAAUUGUUGACAGGUCUGAAAAUUGAAAAUGCACUUGCUAAAUGUUGUAUAACAGAGGUGGAGAAAUGUGAGGGAGAAGCAGUAGCAAACAACAGAAAAGGGAAAUUAAUAUUUUUUUAUGAAUGGGAAUUGAAGCUAAAAUGGAAAGGUUGUCUUCUUGAUUCAAAGAACACAGAAAUAGAAGGCACGGCAGAAAUUCCUAAUUUGAGCGAAGAGUAUGAUGCAUCAGAAGUUGAUGUAGACUUCAGUGUAAAAACUCACAGUGUGGAGGCUGACAGGCUGAAAGAAAUUAUCGCCAAAGAUGCAAGGGAUGUUAUUCGAAGUCAGUUGGCAAAAUAUAUAAAAGCAUUAAGGGAAGAAUUUGCUAAGGGCAUGAUACUGCCAAAGAAAGAGGAUGAGCAAGCAACAAAACAAGACAGCCUUGCUAGCUUAACUGCUGGUUUCAAAAGCAAGGUUCAAAUGGACAGUCCAAGCAAAGAAGGGUCAUCAAAGAAACUGAGCACAACUACUUUGACAAUGUCUGUGAAGCUCCAGUGCAGGAAGGAAGAAGUUUACAAUGCUCUCACAAGUAUUGAGCUAGUACAGGCUUUCACCAAUGGUCCUGUUGUGAUGGAAGUGAAACCUGGUGGAAAAUUCGAGCUCUUUGGUGGAAACAUACAUGGAGAAUUUUUGGAGUUGGUUCCUAAUGCUAAGAUCUGUCAGAAAUGGAGGUUCAAGGGAUGGCCCGAUGGUCAUUUCUCAAACGUCACAAUGGACAUAGAGGAGCUAUCGGACUGUACGGAGGUGAAACUGGUACAGAAGGAUGUGCCAGAAAGUGAAAUGGAUACUACUAAAGAAAACUGGAAUCGGUACUACUGGGAUGCUAUGAGGAAAACAUUUGGAUUUGGAGCAUUCUUCGUGUGACUGGUGGAUAUUAAUCACAAAGUUUGCAGGAGGAACUGACCAUUCAUGCAUUCUUUUUUUAUUAUUAUUUAAUCUUUAGAGACUCAUCAGUUGUGUGUUAAAUCUUGUGAGCAAUAAUAAAUGGUACCCUGUUGUGUUGCGCUACAAUUUAUAUGAAACUAUUGCGAGUGUGUUAAGUUAUUGUUGCUUGAGGACAUUAUUAGUAUUUGUAUUUGGACUGGUUGGCUUGUAGGUUGCAGCCUUCUACGAGAAGAAAACAAAUGUUUGCAGAACGUACUGUUGUGUGUUUAAUUGUACUAUACGACAUUCAUCAUAAGAAUAAACCUCAUGUAAACAAUAUACUAUGUAUUCUUCCACAUUUGCUGGAACUUCAUUGGAUUUCGUUUCACGUGGAAUUGAAGCCAAGCUGUCUUAAAGUACAGUCGAGUACAAUAAUGAGGAUACAUUAUAUGCUGCAUGUUACGCAUACAUCGGCUCGGUGAUAGUACGCGACAACAGCUUUACUGGCACAUUUAACAUGGACAGCACUGCCCAGCCACCUGGUCUAACCAACCUGCAGUGAUGUGGACAGUUGCAGUAAAGAUGUAAAAAGAGAUGAGCAGAUAACAAUGUAGCUUUGUAUGUCAUUUAAUUUUAAAACAGAAGGAAAUAAUGACUACGAAGUCUUUCGCGACGGAGUCCUUGCAUAAAAAGUUCUCGGUUUACUUGCCGCAUCAAAUUUGGAUAAAAUCUCAAGCGCGCAAACAAAAUCUAUGGAUAUAGGGGCCGCCACCUCAGUACGCAUCGGUUUCACCGUGACGUCAUCCAGCCAAUGAGAAGCCAUCCACUGCUUAUAAAAGCGGAAGCCUCACCGGUCCACGACAGUCAGUUUUACCCGUGACGAAGAUGACGGAGGUAGUCAUCGAAAGCUUGGGAUUUUAUCCAAAUUUGACGCGGCAAGUAAACCGAGAACUUUUUAUGCAGAAGGAAAUAAUGGUAAAACUCGAGCAAUACGCAUCUUAGGUGAUCUGAUGCUCACGAUCUUAGCAAACAUAGUAUUGUAAUUAAAAACAAGAGUGAUGAAAAUUCCUUACUUUAACAAGGGUAAUUUUUCUCCUUGAGCUAUGUGUGGUGUAAAAGCGUUGUGCUGGGAGUUAACGAUGUAGUUAAAUAUUGAAGCCACUGAAGAUAUUACUGUCAGUUGCCUGAUAAUCUUAAACUCCCUCCAUAUCGAACUCCAAGGAAUACAGUACUGCUACAUUGAUGAUCAGGUGAUCAGCAACAGAAUCUCAGGCCACCAAAAAGUCCCCAUGUCCUCCUACUCCUCUUCUAUGACGUUCUGUUCUGCAUUUCGCCAUCAUUUGGCAGCAACGUGUCAGGUAGCUUCGUGAAUUAAUUCUAGUACGUUUGGCAGCUUAAAUACCUUAUUUUUCGCAACAAAUCCGUUAACUGAACUCCAGAUCAAUUCUAUUUAGUCCAGAUUGCAGUGUUAAGGUGACAACCGUUAAAAUGCAGCAUUUGUACAGUGUGGUAGUUGAUAUGAAAAUUGCUGUUUUCCAUGUUUCAAUGAUGCUUAUCACUCUGGCUUGUGAGAGACCACAUCUGUCCUACAAAACAAUGGGCAUAUUCAAACAAAGAAUAUCGGAUGUUUCAUUUUUCUCCAAAAAAAUUGAUUUUUUUUCUUUUCUUAACUUCAACAAUAUUUAAAAAUCUUUCAUAAAAUAUCGAUAAUUAAGAUUGUGCAUUUGCAAUGAAAACCAGAAUUUUGCAUGUGCUAUGUAAUUAGUAGGGACCAGAAAAUGUAGCACCUACGUUUUGCAAAAUUCGCGUAUAUUUUUGUCAAGAUUUGCAACUGUUUUCUUUAUUUGUAAAUGAUUAGAGGCACAAAUUUAAAAGGCUGUUGUGCUACAUGAAUGAAGACAAAUAAAUUAUUAGUUCUUUAAUACUACUAUUGAAAAAGGUGCUGAUUGGGAACUUUUUGACUGGAAUGUCUGUUUUUGCAAAAACUUACACCUUUUUCUUCUGAAAUGACCUUUGCUUUCUUCGUUUGGGUGUAUUUAAGCUUUCAAAACUGGCUGUUCUGUUGAAAAGCAGCACCAUUUUCCCACCAGUUACGUGAGUGCAUCUCCGAGAUAAGUUGUUUCAGGACCUUAUUUGUCUUUUCCUGCCCAAUUUGAAGAUCGAAAAAUCUGCAGAUUGCUAAUUUUGACCUUUUAUGGGCUUUCGUAGUCCUGCUUGACAAUCACUAGCUAGAACUGGCAAACGCUUAGCUUAGAAAUAGAACUGAAAGAACAGCAACUUGAUUUUAGCAUUAGGGGAAGAAUUCCAGUGCCAUCAAAAAAUGUUAUAGAUUUUGUUUCCCAGUCGCUAUAGUGCAGUGGGCAGGAGUUAUAGGCUAUAGUCGCAGAUGGCCGCGAGUGUAAACGGAACAGAAUGUUUCUCACCAAAUGAGGAGUGCUGGUGCAGGGAAACAAGCCCCGCCUCCAUUUCACUGGGCAGCAGCCUCCAACAGAACUGGUACAUUGUCACAGGGAUGGCCCAAUCUCUUCUGGUGUUGUUAAGGUUGUAAUUGGAAGACUUGAUGGACCAUGAUUAGUCACCUAUUUCAAAAGAAGAAAAGAAAACGAUGAGCAACACUCAACACAAAGCAUUUGGGGGCGGCUAUCGUGCAAUGGAUUGUUGAAGUGAGCAGAGUAUUGUUAACAAUGUAGUUCAGGCCCAAUCUCUAGCGGUAUUAGAUGCAACUACAGUUAAAAACAUCCGCCACCUAAUUUGCCACGUUAAAACUGUCCGCAUUAUACUAUCUUUCGAGCUAUAGGUAACAAAUGUAUACGUUUCUUUCUUGUAAAAUGCUAGGUCCCAUUACUGAGUGCUACAUUGCAUUACGUGACAUGCCUUAAACAGACCAUUCAACCGCCCACAACUGGCAUGCCAUCAGAUCAUUGAGCGCAUUGAUACAUCAUUGAGUUCAUACACUUCAUUUUGCAAGUACGUUCUUGCGCUCAUUACCUUCCCAAAUUGGGCUUUGCCAGAUGAUUUAAAAUGCCAGUAACUGCUUACAUUGCCUGUAUUACACGCAGAAAAUAAAACUAUUUCAAACUAUCUCUGAUAAAUAGCUCAUGUGGUUUCAUUUCACUAUGAAACAAUCGAUUACAUAAUUUUGUUUUUUCACAUUUUGAGGCAGAGUUCACAUCUAUUUUGCAUUUAUCGUAAAAUGCAAAUUUUUCUGGUCCUUAGUAAUUAGAAAAUAAAAGACGUGCAUUUUUCUUGGAAAAAAUGAUGGUUAAGGAUGAGUUAAUUACCCUAUAUUUGAUGAAUUCCAUAUUUAAAUGAUUUAGGUAUUCAAACUGAAAAAAAAGUUGUAGACCACAACAGGUUUUGAUCUGCUGCCAGCUAUGACGCUAUUGAAUACACCACACAUAAAUUAAAUUACUCUCCCUUAUAUUUAUUACAUAGUGUUUCACAAAAAAAGUCAGAUGGAUUUUCUCUGUAACCUUGCGAAAAACAUUAAGAGCUACUAGUUUCUAGCCAUUAACGAUGUUCCAUACACAUUUCACUAUGAAGCAAGAAGCAAUGUAACCCAUUUCCACGGUACAUACGAACGACGAUACAACCAGAGCACAAGUAGUGCUUGCAGAGACUGUGACUGUACCUGAUUUUUGAAGUAAAAAUUGCAUAGCUAAAGUGCAAUUCAGUAAAAACAUCGAUGGCUGUUAAUACAUCAGAAUGUCUUAGUUUCUUUUACAGUGGCAUAGUAAUAAAAUUUCUAAUACACAAGUUGGACCUACUUCGAAGAGCGAACAAUGCCAGUGUAAGAGAGCUACGGCUGCUGACAAAUUGUCGCAUUUGUGUCUGUUUACAUCAGAUUUAUUCUUAUGAUGAAUGAAGUAUAAAUUAUUUCUGUUGUGUAAUGUUAUGUUUGCUGCCUUGCCGCUGGUGAUAACGUUCCAUUUGCAAGUACUUAAGUCAGUAAAAUGUUUGUAAGUGAUAAGAUGUUCCUCAAACACUAUACAGUGUAUAUUGUUUUGCCACAAUAUCUACAGUAGUUUUGUAUUAAUGUCUGAAAGUAUCUUCCAUGACCUAGCCAAUGAUGCUAACUUGAAGGAAUUUCCUUAAGAUGUAAAAAUGAUCAUGGGCAAAGGAAUGCAAACAUUGAACGUGUCACAAAUUGUACAAAACUUGAAAACCUGUAAUAAUACCUGUAAGGUAAUUUAAUACAGAUACAUGCAGUAAAUGAAAUAAACUGCUUGUUGAUUUGUAAAUGAUACAGGGUGUUGAUUUAUGAUGAAGAUCUAAAACAUCAGUCAUCCAAAAUGUGAAAGUUUUGAAAGCCAGAACAUACAUGUUCAAUUAUGUUUUAGAUAUUGACACAUUGCUCUCCCACCCCCUUCUCGUUUAUUACUGAAUGUGGUAUUAAAAUUCUUUGUUUAUGCCUUUUCUGUAGAAUUUAGGGUAGUAAAAUAUCGAAUUUAAAAUUAAA
Schistocerca serialis cubense is the source of this 5693-nucleotide messenger RNA. Its product is annotated as activator of 90 kDa heat shock protein ATPase homolog 1. The record is from RefSeq and is a predicted model, not a curated record. The coding region runs from base 209 to 1234 and encodes 341 amino acids. Lineage: Eukaryota; Metazoa; Arthropoda; Insecta; Orthoptera; Acrididae. The transcript is spliced from 10 exons. Gene Ontology annotation, biological process: protein folding; positive regulation of ATP-dependent activity. Gene Ontology annotation, cellular component: cytosol. Gene Ontology annotation, molecular function: ATPase activator activity; protein-folding chaperone binding.